Molecule: messenger RNA, 271 nt
Organism: Hymenoscyphus albidus
Lineage: Eukaryota; Fungi; Ascomycota; Leotiomycetes; Helotiales; Helotiaceae
Source: the annotation of a GenBank genome assembly
AUGGAUGUCGAAGUUUCGCCAUGUCAGGUCGAUGAAGGUGGUAACAAAGCUACCACGCCGCCACCCGAAUCUGAAGAUGCUACCAAAACGCCGAAUGCGAACAAGGGCUCUCCGAAAGUACAUAAUAGUGAGCUGGUGUGUAUCGAUGUUGAUCUAGAUGGCUGCUGUGAAGCCACGGGGAACAUUUUUUGUUGUUUCUUGGGAUGUAUCUGCGGUGCUCAAGGCUGAGAAUUCUGUUGAUGGCAAUCUUUUGGUUCUUUGGAAGUGCUGA